Salmo salar (Atlantic salmon) is the source of this 652-nucleotide messenger RNA. Lineage: Eukaryota; Metazoa; Chordata; Actinopteri; Salmoniformes; Salmonidae. The record is from RefSeq and is a predicted model, not a curated record.
AUGAUCAAUAUCUUUGACACAGGUGAAGAUGACAUCUACUACUUCCUACAAAGCCCAGUCCCUGUUACCCCUGGCACCCAUCCUGCUAGGAGGAGGGGCCAGGUGAAGGUGGAAUACGAUGGGAAGGUGGAGCCUAAACACUGGGAGCCUCCUGAUUGGUGCAAGCAGCUGGGUCACGUGCGUCAGAUGAGGAGCGCCAGGGACGCGCCUGUUGACCUCAUGGGGGCGGAGAAAUGCUACGACACACACGCCCCUGAUGAGGUGCGACGUUACCAGGUGCUGGUGUCUCUGAUGUUGUCUAGUCAGACAAGGGACCAGGUGACCAGUGCAGCUCUGCAGAGACUCAGGGCUCAUGGCUGUACGGUGGACAACAUAGUCAACAUUGACGAUGACACACUGGGACAACUCAUCUACCCUGUUGGCUUCUGGAGGACCAAGGUGAAGUACCUGAAGCAGACAUCAGUGAUACUCCAGAGAGAGUUUAGAGGGGACAUCUCUAACACAGUGGAGGGCCUGGUACGACUACCUGGAGUUGGACCCAAGAUGGCUCACCUGGCCAUGGACAUCGCCUGGCACCAGGUCUCUGGCAUAGGUAGGUAUGGCUCAUAUACAGUUGAAGUCAGAAGUUUACAUACACCUUAGCCAAAUACAU